AUGGCUUGGCAUGCCGCGAGCGUUUUAGACCGACGGCGGAACGAAGCCCUCUCCGACAAUUCAAGGUCGUCGCAGAUACACCUGAAGGAUGUAUCAGCCAAUAUUAACUCGGAGACGGAUGCCGACUCCAUAUCAGAGGACUUGACCCAACUGGGUUCUUACGAACGCGUCCUCCUGCAUGGGUAUCCCCAUCUGUGCUUCAUUCCAGAAGCAAAAGACACCCUCGACAAUCGGACAACCACCGAACCGUCGGCGGUGGAUCGUGAAAAAGAGUUGGACCAAGCCGUUACACGGGCAUCACAGCUUUUACAGGGCAUGGCUUCAAAUCAGUGUCUAUACUACUCCACCGGCUGGUGGACAUAUUCCUUCUGCUACAACGCUCAGGUAACCCAAUUCCAUGCGCUGCCGCCAGGCACAAAUGGGCGGAUAUGGCCACCGCAAGAAGACCCUACCACUCCAAGCUACGUCUUAGGAAAGUUUGAAUCUCCGAAACAGGCGGGUUCAAAAGCACAGCCUGGUUCCGACAAGACACUCUCGACGGAAGUCAAGUCAAAGGCCGAGACCAACUAUCUAGUGCAGCGCCUCGACGGAGGGACACCCUGCGAUAUCACAGGCAACAAUCGCAAGAUCGAGGUUCAAUUUCAUUGUAACCCCCAACUAACCGACCGAAUCGGCUGGAUCAAGGAGACUGCCACCUGCGCCUAUCUCAUGAUCAUCUACACGCCGCGACUAUGCAACGACGUCGCGUUCCAGCCGCCAAAAGAGAGUCGAGCACAUCCGAUCACUUGCCGGGAGAUCAUCUCAGAAGAUGACCUGGAAGCAUGGGAAGCGCGUCACGAAGAGGAGGGCUCUCGCCAAGUCGGCCAAGGGCAGCCACAACAGAUCAUGCUGGGUAAUGUGGAAGUGGGUGCAAUGAAACUUGUCGGUCGUGAGGGCAGAAGGCUCGAGAGGGGGCGUAUUGUCCUGACCAAAGACGAGAAGGCCGAGACCGUCAUCAUGCAGAAGAAGGGACAGAUCUCUGGCAUGUCCAAGGCGGAGCUCGACAAGCUCGAUCUGAGCCAGGAGGACAUUGAUGCGUUCCGCAAAGAGCUACAGAAGUUGGCUGGCUCAAAGGAUUGGAAGAUUGAGCGACUGGACGACAUCAACGGACAUAUACAAUUAAGGGGCGUUGUAGCUACAGACGAAGAUGAGGAGGGCGAGGAGCAGGAAGAAAGCACUCCUCCGUCGGAAGACAACGAAGAAGACACCGGCAGCAAGGAAGAAUAUGCUGCAGACGGUUAA
Molecule: messenger RNA, 1281 nt
Organism: Fonsecaea monophora
Lineage: Eukaryota; Fungi; Ascomycota; Eurotiomycetes; Chaetothyriales; Herpotrichiellaceae
Exons: 2
Coding region: 1-1281 (426 amino acids)
Biological process (GO): retrograde protein transport, ER to cytosol; endoplasmic reticulum unfolded protein response
Cellular component (GO): endoplasmic reticulum lumen
Source: RefSeq, a predicted model, not a curated record